Molecule: messenger RNA, 717 nt
Organism: Fusarium odoratissimum NRRL 54006
Lineage: Eukaryota; Fungi; Ascomycota; Sordariomycetes; Hypocreales; Nectriaceae
Exons: 3
Coding region: 1-717 (238 amino acids)
Source: RefSeq, a predicted model, not a curated record
AUGGGCGACGCAGGUUAUAACAGAAUCGCCAAUGCAGCAGGCCAGUUUUCAGGUAUGAUGUGGACUUGCGAUGAGUUUCCCUUCGCCACGUAUGAGACCCCCUACCAAAAGCCAUACCAUGAGUCUGAAAAUGAAAAAUUCGCCUCUGCAGUUCUGUUGAAGAAGGUGCCGGAGCGAGAACAUACUGCACCCCACAGAAUGCAGCAUGUGGACUUCCAGAGUAAUGUUUUGUGUGCUUUGAGAGAAGCCGUACUACACAAGCGUGCGCCGCCGGCCACGAAAGCAACCACCAAGGGCAUCUGGAGAUAUCAUUUUAGAACGCAAUUUCAGCCGGACACAGAGCUUGCCGCUGUGUCUGUCGAGUGGUAUGACGACGCUAGUGAAUGGUUUCCCGGAUAUCAAAAACGUUCAAUCGAGGGACGUGAUAUUGAGGAGAGUAUCGUCCGAAAUUUUCAUUCGUUUUACAACAACGGCACGGCGGAAGUGAGACAUGAGCCCGUGUUCAAAGAUGAGUACAAGAUUCUGCGCAGGUCAUGGGACCGACAUCUUGUGGGAAACGGCUCGGCAGUGGACCUUGAGCAAGGUAACCCGAAGCGGUCGAUGGGACACAUGCAGAGCCAUGACAACGACAACGGUACCGUGGGACUUAGUGCCGACUGGCUGAAUGCUUCAGGGAACGGCUUUCUCGUGGUUUUAUCAAGCCAUAGCACUUAUUAA